Messenger RNA from Chrysemys picta bellii (western painted turtle), 2595 nucleotides. It is a transcript of the gene COQ8A, whose product is annotated as coenzyme Q8A. The record is from RefSeq and is a predicted model, not a curated record. Gene Ontology annotation, biological process: ubiquinone biosynthetic process. NCBI's taxonomy places the organism in Eukaryota, Metazoa, Chordata, Testudines, Emydidae.
GCUCCUCCCAAGCCGAUGCGCCAGGGGGGAGGAGGCGGCCGCAGCGGAGCCAAUGGGCGCGCGGGGUGGGGGCGGGGCCCAGGGGGGCUGAGCCAGGCCAGGAGCCGCCGAGUUGGUAAACAAGCCCCGCGCCUCGUGGUGCGGCUGGGCGGGUGGGAGCGGAGGAGUCGGACGUGGCGUUGUGCGGGGGGCAACGCUGAAGGGUCAGUCAUGGCAGGUGAUGCCAUCAUGCUGAUCAGAGGCUUGGCUAAGCUCAGUAAGGCCAUCAUAGAAACCCAAGUAGGACAGCUGCGGCAAGGAGUUGUUGGUGGCGAUGCAGUUAUCAUUGCAAGGACCUUUCAGACCACUGUUGAAGAGCAAUUCAGUGCUGCCAUGGGAAAGAUGCAGGAUCUGGGUAAACAGCAAGAAAACUUAACUGAUCUUGGUGAGGAUUUUGGGAGCGAUUACAAUUUCUCGGGGCCAGAGUCGUCAAAUGCUACAAAGGACUUCUCAUCUCCAGGCCAGCCCGACAAAGGUAGUGGUACAGAGGGUCCAGCUUACACCUACGCCACAAACGGACCUUUUAGAAAUGUCAGCGAGAUUGGAGAUGCAAGCCCAGGGCAGAUUCCUUUCUCCGCCAAAGUGAAUGCAAAGCUAUUUGGAGGCUUUAGGGACCCUGGAAAUCCUUUUGCUGCUGUUUUUGGGCAAAACAGGGCUUUUCACCAGGACCAUUCCUCUGUCAGUGGGCUAACAGCUGAAGAUAUUGAUAAAGCCAGGCAGGCCAAAACCGAUCCGGAACACAAACCUCACAAACAAAUGCUAAGUGAACGGGCCCGAGAGCGGAAGGUGCCAGUCACACGGCUUGGGAGACUCGCUAACUUUGGAGGACUAGCUGUUGGUCUUGGCAUUGGGGCCUUGGCAGAAGUUGCAAAGAAGAGCCUUAGACAUGAAGAACGCAAUGGAAAGAAAGCAGUUAUGGAUUCCAGCCCCUUUCUGUCAGAGGCCAAUGCAGAAAGAAUUGUGAGAACUCUGUGCAAAGUGCGGGGAGCUGCACUGAAGCUAGGACAGAUGUUGAGCAUUCAAGAUAAUGCCUUCAUCAACCCUCAUCUCCAGAAGAUUUUUGAGCGUGUACGUCAGAGUGCAGACUUCAUGCCAAUAAAGCAAAUGAUGAAAACUUUGAACGACGACCUUGGUCCCAACUGGAGGGAUAAACUGGAGUACUUUGAAGAGCGUCCCUUUGCUGCCGCUUCCAUUGGCCAGGUUCACCUGGCACGCUUGAAGAAUGGUAAAGAAGUUGCCAUGAAGAUCCAGUACCCUGGUGUAGCCCAGAGCAUCAAUAGCGAUGUUAGCAAUCUGAUGACCGUCCUGAGCAUGAGCAACGUUCUCCCAGAAGGUCUGUUUCAUGAGCACAUGAUUGAAGUUUUGAGCAGAGAAUUGGCCAUGGAGUGUGAUUACAAGAGAGAAGCUGCCUGUGCUAAGAAAUUCAAGGAGCUGUUGAAGGAUCACCCUUUCUUUUACGUGCCUGAUGUAGUGGAUGAGCUGUGCAGCCAGCAUGUCCUGACCACAGAUCUGGUGUCUGGGUUCCCGCUGGACCAAGCAGAAGGAUUGAGCCAGGAAAUCCGGAAUGAGAUCUGCUCCAACAUCCUGAUUCUGUGCCUGCGGGAGCUGUUUGAGUUCAGGUUCAUGCAGACUGAUCCGAACUGGUCUAACUUCUUCUAUGACCCACAGCUGCACAAGGUGGCCCUGCUGGACUUCGGCGCAACUCGUGGGUUUGACGAGGACUUCACUGACCUCUACAUUGAGGUAAUAAAGGCGGCUGCAGAUCAGGACAGAGAGACAGUUUUGAGGAAGUCGAUAGAAAUGAAAUUCCUUACUGGUUAUGAAGUCAAGGAGAUGGAAAAUGCCCACUUAGAAGCUGUUCUCAUCCUGGGAGAGGCUUUUGCGUCUGAGGAGCCAUUUGACUUCGGCACCCAGAGCACCACAGAAAAGAUCCAUGGUUUGAUCCCUGUCAUGCUGAAGCAUCGGCUUGUCCCUCCGCCAGAGGAGACCUACUCUCUCCACCGGAAGAUGGGGGGCUCUUUCCUCAUAUGCUCCAAACUGAAGGCCAAAAUCGCCUGCAAAAACAUGUUCCAGGAGGCCUAUAGCAAAUACUGGAGCAAGAGGGCCAAGGAGCAGGAGCAGGAGCAGUAGUGAAGAUGAACUAAUAAGUGUCUCAUUCUUAAGGCCCAAUCAUACUGUAUCUAGCAAAGAGCAAUGUAGUUUGUCACAUCCCCACAUUCUCAUCUUGAGAUGUAGCAGCCUGUGUGCUGGAAGUUCAAUGUUUGUUUCACAAGGACAAAGUCUUUCUUUAACACAGCGUCUGUCCUAGACUCUGCCAUUAGACUCCCAUGGCUUACAGAAAUUGUCCUCCUGAGGUGGUGGGGCUUAGUUCGCUGUGUUCUUCCACACUGUUCAAAGCACCAACCAGCUAUCUCUAGUGCAUUUUUAACAUUGAUGGUGACUGCAUACUGUGGUUGGGUUUUUAUAAUGUGUUGGGCAGGGUUGAGAGGAGAGUUAGAGAGAACAAAACCAGGUCUAGUUUAUAUUGAAACCUGUUUAUAAUUCUCUGAAAAUCAU